AUGUUCAGCGGCGGACUCCACAAGGGUGAUAUGAUAAUGAAAGCGCUAGGUGGUGAAGGGUGGUACGCGCUCCAAGAAUACAGCGAACUGCUUGCUCAAAGACAUAUAAUGUUGGACUACCGGAUGCAAGGUCCGAAAUUUCAAGUGAAAUUCAUUCGUACCACCAACGGCAACCGCCUGGCGCUGUUCAGGAGCUACACCUACUGCAAGCACUACGUGGUGAGGGACGGCGCACGCUGGAAGUGCUCUAGGCAGUUCUCGAAGAGCUGCAACGCGUACCUGCUCAUAAACGACCAGGGCGCGAUCCUCAAGGCGAACGAGUUGCACACCCACGAACCGUUCAAGUACCACUGCAACUUGGACGGCACCUACGUCAGAAUC
Molecule: messenger RNA, 381 nt
Organism: Iphiclides podalirius (scarce swallowtail)
Lineage: Eukaryota; Metazoa; Arthropoda; Insecta; Lepidoptera; Papilionidae
Source: the annotation of a GenBank genome assembly